Schistosoma guineensis is the source of this 1209-nucleotide messenger RNA. The record is from the annotation of a GenBank genome assembly. NCBI's taxonomy places the organism in Eukaryota, Metazoa, Platyhelminthes, Trematoda, Strigeidida, Schistosomatidae.
CUUCAAAGCUUGGUAACUGCGUUUGAAAUGGUUAGGAUUGUAGUCAAGAAGGGGGACCAGGUUUUUUUUAUGAUUGACCGCCUAUCAAGCACUCCUGUUGAAGAAUUGAUAACCGAAAUUUGUGAAAUAUACAAUGGUAUCCUUAAAAUUCAUCGGAUAUGCGGAGAAAUGGAAGAGUUAGCAAAACAUGGUGUUACUCUACCACCAAAUAUGCAAGGUCUUACAGAGGAACAAAUUUGCGACUUAAAACUUGAGGACGAAUGGGGAAAGAAGUGUAUUCCUAGUGGUGGUUACGUUGAGUGCAAGGACGAAAUAGGUAGGAGAAAUGGUGUCGCACCGACCGAGAAAAUGGUGGAAGUGUUAAAAAGAACAAUUGAUGAGUCCAAGCAGCUGAUUUCUCGAGAUCUCGUUAAGAAAGAUAUCAGUAUCGAGAAGAGUGUUGUUCGAGAAGCAUUGAUGAUGCUUAUUGGUGCAGUAACCAUCGUUUAUCCUAUGGGUCUCCCUCCAUAUGAUCCUAUUAAAUUGGAGUUUGACAAUGAGGAAGAUUUGAGUGGAACAUAUGCAUCACAAGAAGUAAUCACAGCAGAUAAUGCUAGUUUAUGGUUUUCAGGAAAAGAAAUGCAUCGUGAAAAAAUUCUAUCAGAUUAUGUUGGACGUAAUGAUAAAACUAAAAUUAUUGCUAAAUUAUCAAAACGUGGCACUGGUGCACCAGCACGUGAACCUAUUGUAAAUGAAGAACAACAACGUGCUAUGAUGGCAUAUUAUUAUAAAAGACAAGAAGAAUGGAAAAAACUUGAAGCUGAUGAUGAUGAUUGUUAUUUAAAUUCAGCUUGGGCUGAACCUAAUCAAUUAAAACGACAAUUUCAUGGAUUAACUAAUAUUAAAUGGGGUCCAAAAUAAUGUAUAGAACGUGAAUAUCUAUUCAUUGUUUCAAUAGUUUUUCACUGAAUGACCGUUUGUUUAGAUGUAAAUACUUCAUUUAUAAAUUUAUUUCACACUUAUUAGUUCAGAAUUGUACCUUGUGGAUAUUUAUCACUGAACUGAAUGUUUUUGUUGUACUUAUUUACGGGGGUCAUAUAAUUAAAUUUUAAAUGAUCAUCUUCAGAGAUUGUUUGGGUCAUAAUAGGAUUCAAUCUAAGUAUAUUAUUUUUUAUUAUUAUAAGCUUUAUUCAAUAUUAUAUUUUCGGUACAAUAUAGAAUUCUCAGCAC